AUGUCUGAAAAACCAUUAUGGUACCGUUGGGCUAGAGUUGGAUUCAUGGGUGCAUCCAUAAUAGGAACAGGUGUUUUGUUAUUUAAAUAUACCACCCCAACCGAUGAAGAACUCAUUGCUAGAUUUUCCCCAGAAGUUAGAAGAGAAUAUGACAGAAAUAGAGCUUUGAGACAACAAGAGCAACAACAAUUGAUGAACAUUGCCAAGGAAACUGCAGCAUCCAAUGAUCCUAUUUGGAAAACGGGGAAAAUAAAGUCUCCUUAUGAAAGAGAAACUCGUAAUACAGACCCUAAACUUGUAGAUCCAGAAAAGUUCUUCCAGAAACAAGCCGAAGAUUUCAAAAAGCAAGAGAUUAAAAAGGCAGAACAAGACUUUCAAGAAGCCGAAACCCUUUUGGCUCAGCAAAAGAAGAGUUGGUUUAAAUGGUGGUAA
This is a messenger RNA of [Candida] anglica, 432 nucleotides long. The record is from the annotation of a GenBank genome assembly. Lineage: Eukaryota; Fungi; Ascomycota; Pichiomycetes; Serinales; Debaryomycetaceae.